AUGACAACAAAAGGUGGUGUAAUUCAAUCACCAAUGUCUGAUGGUGGAAAAAAAAUUAAUUUAAAAGAAGAUAGCAAUGUAGAGGAUUUCAAUAAGGAUGAUCAUACAGGUUGGGAUUUCAGUAGGACUAUCAAAUAUAAAACAUUGCACAAGAACGACGUCAAGAGAGGUCAGCUUAUCGAUGAGAUAUCCGAUCUCAGAGAUGUCUUGAGAAAGUCUGUGAUUGGUCCGUUGUCACGCGAGAUCUUGCAUGACCAAGUAUACACACUGCCAGAGGAGUACGACAAUCUCGAUGAUGAUCUCGACUCGAAUCAUGGUGGUAGUCAUCAUCACCACCACCACCACCACCACACAGAUCUGCCUCAUUCCAAGAGUAAUCUAUCGCUCUCUUCGAUAUCGUCCAGUGCCAAGGCAGCGGCGACACUCAUACCAACCGAAGAGGAAACACGUUUCUACGAGACAAUCGAGAAGGAUCUAGAUGAUUUAACAACAAGUUAUAACAGUAGUAAUAGUAAUAAUAAUAAUAAUAAUAACAACAAUGGUGGUAACAACAACAACAACAACAAUGGUGACAAUCAUGAUAACGAUAAUGUUACUAUCAACAAAGAAAAGUUACUCACUCUUAUGAAGGAGUAUAAGAAGAGUAAGGAUGUCGCUAAAGAUCAUUCCAGUGUAAUUGUAGAUCUAGAUAAUCAACUCAAUGAGAUUAAAGGUGAUUUGGAGUUGAAGAAAAAGAAGAUUCAGUUGUUAAAGACAACCAACAACACACCUAUUAAAUCAACCGGUCAGAAACCACCCAUCAAUACAACAACAGCAACAACUACUACCACAACUACUACUGCUACUGCUACACCUAAUACUAUUAGUGGUGCAACUAAAUCUGUUAUUAAUAACAGUGGAGAAUUCUCACCAAACACUGGUAGAAAGCGAUCACCUACAAUCACACCAAAUCAUCAAAUUCAACAACAAUAUCAACAACAACAACAACAACAACAACAACAAUUCCAACAACAAGCUAAUAAUAACAACUCAUCACCAUCAUUGUUAAAGAGAGAAUCAGCAUUGAAUACAUCGAUUAAUAAUCUACUUCAUACUGCUGCGACCAGUGUUAUCACAGAGGAUAUCAAUCAAAAGAUAUCAGAGGUGUUGAACAAUGCAAAGUAUCGUAUUGAAAGAAUACAGUUUAAGAAUAGAGUGUUGUUGACAUCCAGUCUUCACAAUCUAUCGACAGAGAUUCACCAGAUACUCGAACGUCGUAUCACAAAGAAGCAAGUCAACACCGAACUCAAACAAAACGCACAGAUCGUAGCAGACUGCGAUGCCGUUCGCAAUACAAUUCUCACGUUCAUGACCGAUCUUGCACAGCAGUAUCAAAUGCUAGAUCUCUCCAUAGAGGAGGCGUCCAAGAAGAAGAAGUUCAAAUCGAAAGAGAAGUCAAAGAAGGUGCUGGAACUCGAGAAACAAAAGAAACAAGUCGAAGCCGCCAUUGCAUUCUUGAAGAUCGAGAAGCGCAGUGUCCGUGAGUUGCGAGAUCGUUUCGUGUCGGUGUGCAACGAAGUCACCAAACUCUACGAGCACUGCAACACGAUCGAGCGUGACCUCUCAAAGUGGGACAUCGAGCUGGAGCGUCUCUACCUCAAGAUUCGCGAGGGCUACUUUAGCGACUACUUUAAGCUGCACCCGGUAUUCCAGUCGUGCAGUGCACGCAUCAAAGAUCACUACUACAUCAAGCAGGACUUGAUUCGUGAGCUUGCAAGACGUGAGGCUGCGCGCAUCGCCUCGGAGAUCUACGUCUCUGGAAUCGUGCAGAUUCUCGAGUGCGGUCCCGAUCUCAUCACCGACGAGCGUAUGGUCGAUGUUGCUCGUGUGCGUGGAUUAGAACACCAAGUUCACAUGCUCUACCACGCGCUACACGACCAACAAACCGAGAAGUCAUACCUGUUGCACGCCACCAACGAACAUUCCGUUCCUCAAUACUCUAACCAUAUAAUACCAAACAGUAAUAGUAAUAGUUUAUCAAAUAUUAAUACAAAUGGAAUACAACAACAACAAAGAUCAUCACCUUCAAAUACUUAUAAUAACAAUAACAAUAGUAGUAGUAAUAAUGUUACACCUCUAACGAAUAAUACUAGAACUUCAAGUUUGAAUAAUUUACAUGUUAAUAAUGUUGAGUCAGAGAAGAAGAGCAAUAGUAUUGGUAGUUCCAAUGGUUUGGUUGUUAAUAAUAUGAAUGGUAGCGGAAACUCAAUAGGCAAAAACAAUAACAAUGUAAAUACUCAUAGCAAUAUAACAUCACCUUCACCACUGAACAUUUCACAACCAACUUCCAAUUUGACGGCGAACGGCGGUGUCAAACCAACGACAACACCAAUCUCAUCACCAAUCAUCAAACCGGCACCCAUUGUCGCACCACUUCAAACAUCAACAACAACUACAACCUCUUCAACUCAAUUACCAACAACAACGACAACAACAACAGCUCAAACACAACAACCAUCUUCAUCAUCUUCUUUUAAACCAAAACCAGCUGCUAUCUCAGUUGUAACACCACCUUCUCAAGCUGUUAUAAAUUCUAAACCAACUACAACUACAACAACUACUACUACUAAAUCACCACCACCAUCAACAUCAACAUCAUCGAGUGCCAAUAAACCACCAGGUUCAUUUGUAAUGGAGAUUAUGAUUCUAAAUCAUGAACAGUUGUUCCCAGCGAAUAUAAAGAAUCAAACAUCGCCAAUCCUCAUGAAAACAUCUGGUUAUCUCGAUACUAUUAGUGAUCUCACGUCAGAACAGCUUAUUCAGAGUGCUCAGAUUGCGAGCAACGAGGGUAAGGUCUACUCUGACUCACUCAAGGUCAAUGGUAACACAAUGGGAGGUGACCAAGUCGAUGUCUACAUGGCAUCGGAACUCCUCAAGCAUUUCUUUAAAACAGUCGAUCCAUUCCUCUCAAAAUCACUCUUCCAAGAAUGGUUAUUAGCAGAAAGAUUAGAAAAUCAAGAAGAUAGAAUACAGUCGAUUAAAGAAUUAAUAAAGAAGUUAUCGGAAGAGAAUAAAGCAAUCAUUGGAUCACUAUUAAGAUUGAUUAACAAGGUAGCACAAAGAUCAAUUAGCGAUUCACCAAAUCAUAAUCCAAUACCAUCAUUGGCAAGAGCAUUUUCAGAAUUGGUUCUAAGAACUACUAAAUAA
Molecule: messenger RNA, 3186 nt
Organism: Heterostelium album PN500
Lineage: Eukaryota; Evosea; Eumycetozoa; Acytosteliales; Acytosteliaceae
Exons: 3
Coding region: 1-3186 (1061 amino acids)
Biological process (GO): signal transduction
Source: RefSeq, a predicted model, not a curated record